Paramecium sonneborni is the source of this 408-nucleotide messenger RNA. The record is from the annotation of a GenBank genome assembly. NCBI's taxonomy places the organism in Eukaryota, Ciliophora, Oligohymenophorea, Peniculida, Parameciidae.
GUUGGUUUAAAUAUAAAUCCUUCCACUAUUGCAUUGUAUAUUUGAUAUAAGCCAACUUAAAAUAUACUGUCUCAAGAUGAAUUUAAUGCACCUUAAUCAGAAAUCCAACUAAGCAGAUUUUUUCAUAGAUAUUAAAAAAAAAAGCAUGAUUUGUAAGUUUCCAAUUCAAACUUUACAAUCAGUAGGUUGAAAGUAAAAUAAAUCCUAAAAUAAUAGUGCUUGAUACUUAGGGAUAUAUUAACAAAUUAUAAAGAAAGAUGGCCAAUAGUAAUAAUCUAAUGAUGGAUAAAAUAUUCAAAUUCUAAAUCACCAAAUUUAAAUCCAUUUGCUUAAAGACAAUAAUUUUAGCCAUAUUCAAGCAGUUUUAUUAGCAAAAUUAGAAAAAUUGAUUCGAACUUGUUAAAGUAC